Molecule: messenger RNA, 168 nt
Organism: Peronospora matthiolae
Lineage: Eukaryota; Oomycota; Peronosporomycetes; Peronosporales; Peronosporaceae
Source: the annotation of a GenBank genome assembly
AUGUUCAAGGCCGGGGAUAUGGCUGACAGAUCGGCAGAGAUCAAGAUCCUGGAAGGCGAUCGACAACCGGUCGAAGAGAUCGAGAUUGAUCAAGAAGACAAAUUGAUCAAGGAGAUCGACUAUCGAGGAGAUCGACGAUCAGAGAUCGGCCAAGGUGAUCGACGAUAA